AGUUGAUAGACUUCGUGUGGAGCAUAAAAAGAAGCUUCCUUGAAGUAGCGGUCACAUGUUGCUUGCUGUUUAUUUCACCGUGGAUCCUGGACAAGCCAUGUUGUGUACAACCAUCGAGUAUGCAUAAUCAAGUUUGUCAAUUUCUCUAUUGACCCAUGUUUAUCUAUUUCAGCAAGUACAAAGCAUGGAAAGUAAACAAAUUAACCAUGCACGUAACAAUACACAAGCAUUUCCUUGUGCGGCCGGCCUACUGCCCAUUAAAAAUUAUCCUAGAUUCAACAUCCAUAACUAACUACUUUAAUCUUAUCUAAAUGUAAAGCGAAUAUCAAUCCAAAGUGUAGGGCAUUGAUGACUGAUGAUGUUUAAUAAAAGGCAUUUACUGGCAAUGCAAAUGCAGUACAGGACAACAGUGAAGAAAGAGCCAGCUAGCUAGCUACUGUUAGUCAGUUGGCAAAGUCAUGUUCUUGUUGUGUUACAUUCGAAUUGGAGUCAUGCAGUAUGCAAUGGAGGGCGCAACUUUAUGCCUUUCAAAUAGAAACAUGGGCCUAAUGUGUUGGGACAUGCUUCUACCCAAAGUGUAGUACUGUAGUAGGCUACUUCCUGGUAUGACAUUCAUUGCAAAGUAUGCAGAUGCCCCUUCCUGCCCCCAGGUUGGUGCUCCUGUGUAUGUAAGUAUAUACUGGGUGGUUCAGAAAAGCUUUUGAUCUUUUUACAUUUCGAUACAAUUCAUCUUUGACAGCUGUUUAACCAAAAUACUCUAUAAACUUCCCGAUAAUUUGCUUCUGUGUUGUUUUCCCCCAGUGAGUAAGUGUAAACAACUACAAUGGAGGGGGUUCUUCUGACAGUUUUUUUUAUAGAGAGAAUAGAAAUGCAAAGUUUGACCUAAAUAAUUGUCACUCUGUUAACAACAGGUGGUGCAAGGCUGCGAAGGUCAGAUCCAGCACUGGGCGAAGGUAAAGGGUGACUAUGAAACCCUCGAGGAUCGACUCAAAACUCUUCCAGAUCAGGUGUCCUAUGACAUCAUGGUGCCAUUUGGCCCUCUGGCCUUCAUGCCUGGGGAGCUGGUCCAUACCAAUGAGAUCACCGUGCUGCUGGGGGACAACUGGUUUGCAAAGUGCUCUGCCAAGCAGGCCCAGAAGCUCGUGGAGCACAGGAAGAAACGGGUUGUUGUCAUGGACUUGCUGUCAGACAAACCGAAAAAGAGAUGUAAAUAGUGCGCUGGAUGACUUGCACAAGACGAGGAAGGACUUUGAAGCCAGAGUUGGGUUUACAGAGGAUUUAGAAAAACUCUCAGGCGCUAAAGGGGACUAUGUGGACAUCAGAGAAGAGGUUGAAAGUAUUGAAGAAAUGGUCAGCAAAGGAAAGCUGCGUGUGGCUCUUAAGCCCCACUCUAAGCCCAAGAUGGAGGCUGUUGUGAAGAUAGAGGAGGAGGAGGACGAAGAGGGCAGUGGAGAGGGAGAUGGAGGGAGCAGGAGAAGAGUGCUGUCCGAGGAAGAGCUAUGGGCCAGACUGGAUGAGCUGGAAGCGCAGGAGGAGCACGAAGAGGAGCAUCACCGGCGGUUUGACAGUGCAGACACCAAUGGCAACGAUGACACAACAUCCUCUGAGGAAGAGAAGGAGGGACGUAGCGGCAGCCAUCAUCGUGUCAAUGGACAUGAUGAGAGGAGCAAAGGCAGGGCGUUUGUGCCUUACAAUGGCAGCCAACUCAACAGUACAGCUCAGUCAACCAGGGAGGGGGAUGAGGAGGAAGAUGAAGCAGAGGAGGAGGAAGGCGACUGUUUGCCUACCAUCUAUUUCUCUCAUACGGUGGAACCUAAGAAGGUGAGGAUAAACACAGGGAAGAACACCAUGUUGAAGUUCAGUGAGCUGAAAGAACAGAAGCAGCAAGCCAAGAGGAAAAAGAAGAACGGCACCAGCAACGGUCACUCUCACCACGGGCUCCACAACAUCACUACGCCCACAGACCUCUACAGGUUGUUUGUGGAUGUGAAGAACGGCGAGCCCAUCCCCAGGAAGUCAAUCCUGAAGUCCCGGAGCAGAGAGAGCAGUGUGUGUAGUGACACCAGCGAGAGCAGCGCUGCCGACUUCGAGGAGCGGCGGACGUUUGGACGCACUCUGAGCCAUGACGAGAACACAUACAGCGACACCAGUGACGGCAUCACGGAGGAGGACAGCCCCACCGGGGUCCUCCUACAUCCCACCAGCAGCUUUCAGGCCUUUUCAGGCACGGUGGUUGAGAAGGAGCCCAUUCCCUUGUCGAUCCCCCAAUUCACCAUUGCUCUGCCAGCGCUGCCCACCAUCCCAGAGAGGAAACUGGAGGAGGUGGCCCCCGAGGUCCCCCAAGAGGCCCCAAAGAGGGUGUCCAAGUUCAAAACUGCCCGGCUGAAGCAGAAGUGACCCAGAAGAGCCAGUCUCCAGGAUCCACACUACGGGCUCCUUUUUUUAACAUUGAUUUUCUAUGCCAACACUUUUUUGAGUUGGACAGACCGUGAACCCACCCUAUGAUCUGCCAUCCCUCUUAUUUUUUUGGCAUCACUCUUCAAGCCUCUCUUCUUCUCUUUCAUAAUGCUUUUCCUGUUAGUACACAUUGCAAUAUAAACAAUUUGCCUAACUUUGUUUCUCAACAAAGCAUAACUUUGUUGAGAAAGCAACCCAACACACUCACUCUUAACCAUUUACCUGCCUUGUAUAAUGGAACAUCAAGCUUUUUAGCAAAUAGCCCCAUUAUUUAUGAAUUAGUACUUCACCGCAAUAUGUUUUUAAGUAAAGAGGUAAUUUAUUUCGAGCCCUCAUCCUCCAACAUUAUGGCCCUACAUUAGUCAACACUGCCUAGGUGCGCAUUUUAUGGUGGUUGAUCUUCUGUCAGUGUCUUGACUAUACUCUGACAAAGCCAGUAGUUUACAACUCUAUUCAUUGUUUGAUCCAUGAUUUUGCCUGCUAUGCUAAGAUGACAUACUCUGCAUCAUUCAAUUUAUUUUUGCCUUUGCCUUUCUUAAUUAUUCUACGACAGGGUCAGAUGUCAACUUCCCUUUAUUUCCUCAAAUCCCCUUGUACCUGCCUAUUGAAUGUAUGUCCACCUGACCAGCUUUAUGUCAAAAAUAAAUAUUGUUGUAAACUGGAAUUAAAAUAAAAGAUUUUUG
Messenger RNA from Oncorhynchus gorbuscha (pink salmon), 3140 nucleotides. RefSeq names its product unconventional prefoldin RPB5 interactor 1-like. Bases 967 to 2397 code for a protein of 476 amino acids. NCBI's taxonomy places the organism in Eukaryota, Metazoa, Chordata, Actinopteri, Salmoniformes, Salmonidae. Gene Ontology annotation, molecular function: chromatin binding; phosphatase inhibitor activity; transcription corepressor activity. The record is from RefSeq and is a predicted model, not a curated record. The transcript has 11 exons. Gene Ontology annotation, biological process: negative regulation of phosphatase activity; negative regulation of transcription by RNA polymerase II.